Molecule: messenger RNA, 2136 nt
Organism: Ricinus communis (castor bean)
Lineage: Eukaryota; Viridiplantae; Streptophyta; Magnoliopsida; Malpighiales; Euphorbiaceae
Product: tryptophan synthase beta chain 2
Exons: 6
Coding region: 118-1632 (504 amino acids)
Biological process (GO): L-tryptophan biosynthetic process
Molecular function (GO): L-serine hydro-lyase (adding indole, L-tryptophan-forming) activity; pyridoxal phosphate binding; tryptophan synthase activity
Source: RefSeq, a predicted model, not a curated record
UAAUGGAUAUCAAUGCUAAAAUAAACAACUACAAUAAUCAAGAAUCAAAUGCACACAACUCAUAGUUAGGACCUGCAGCAACCAACUAACUGCAGCUUCUAAGGACAGCCUUCGAAAAUGGCCGCUCUAUCCCAUACCUCUGCAACCCCAUUUGCCAUUUCAAAACCAACCGACAUCUGCAUCCAAGGUAAGGAGAAAUGGCUUGGGGGUUUUGCAUUGAACACAAAGUCCAGUCCUUCAAAGUUUUCAAAUGGACUUAGAGCAAGAGCAAAAGCCUCUUUGAAUGCUGAUCAGAAAGCAAUUCAAAUUCCUCGUCAGUGGUACAAUCUUGUUUCAGAUCUUCCUGUAAAACCUCCUCCCCCACUGAAUCCUAAAACUCAUGAACCAGUCAAACCAGAGGAUUUAGCGCCUCUCUUUCCUGAUGAAUUGAUCAAGCAGGAAGCAAGCAAUGAAAAAUUUAUAGAUAUCCCAGAAGAAGUUCUUGACAUUUACGAGCUUUGGCGCCCAACGCCCUUGAUUAGGGCCAAGAGAUUGGAGAAACUUCUUGACACACCAGCAAAAAUCUACUAUAAAUAUGAAGGUGUGAGCCCAGCUGGAUCACACAAACCCAACACUGCAGUCCCACAGGUGUUCUACAAUGCACAACAAGGCAUCAAGAAUGUUGUGACAGAAACUGGUGCUGGCCAAUGGGGAAGUUCACUGGCCUUUGCUUGCAGCUUAUUUGGUCUUGGGUGUGAGGUGUGGCAAGUUCGUGCUUCUUAUGAUCAGAAACCAUAUCGUAGAUUGAUGAUGGAGACUUGGGGUGCAAAAGUAUACCCAUCUCCAUCAAGCAUUACUGAGGCGGGUAGAAAAAUCUUUCAGAAGGAUCCUUCAAGCCCAGGAAGCUUAGGAAUAGCUAUUUCAGAAGCUGUGGAGGUUGCAGCUAAAAAUGCUGAUACAAAGUAUUGCUUGGGGAGUGUGCUUAAUCAUGUUUUGUUACACCAGACUGUUAUAGGUGAGGAAUGCAUAAAGCAAAUGGAAGCUGUAGGUGAGACUCCUGAUGUGAUCAUAGGGUGUACUGGUGGUGGGUCCAACUUUGCAGGACUCAGUUUCCCAUUCAUUAGAGAGAAGCUAAAUGGAAAUUUAAACCCUGUCAUAAGAGCAGUUGAACCUGCGGCAUGUCCUUCACUAACAAAGGGUGUUUAUGCAUAUGAUUAUGGCGAUACAGCAGGGUUGACUCCAUUAAUGAAGAUGCAUACACUUGGGCAUGACUUCAUUCCUGACCCUAUUCAUGCUGGAGGACUGCGUUACCAUGGUAUGGCCCCAUUGAUUUCACAUGUCUACGAACUGGGUUUCAUGGAAGCAAUAUCAAUUCCUCAGACUGAGUGCUUUCAAGGUGCCAUUCAGUUUGCUAGGUCAGAAGGACUAAUACCUGCACCAGAACCAGCUCAUGCAAUUGCCGCCACCAUCAGAGAGGCUCUCCAUUGUAGAGAGACUGGAGAAGCAAAAGUGAUUUUAAUGGCAAUGUGUGGACAUGGCCAUUUUGAUCUGACGUCUUACAAGAAGUAUUUACAAGGAAACAUGGUUGAUUUGUCAUUUGAAGAAGAGAAAAUAAAAGCAUCAUUGGCCAACGUUCCUCAAGUCAUGGCAUAAGAGGCGCAACAAACAUGAAAGAUACCAGGCAAUUUAACUUCAAACUGAAUUAAAAGAGUAACUUGAUAUCAAGAAAUGCAGUUUUUCCAUUCUUUAUUACUCAAUUUUGCAGAUCUCCUGAAUAAGCUUCUUGAACAUGUCCACAUUUGUUUGUACAAGUUUUUUGGGUCAUGUUCAAGAAGUCUGAUUCUACUCUACUUCUGGUAGGAAAACAUAAUUUUGAGAGAAUGAAACAGAAAGCCUGGAGAUAAUUUGUCAUAAAAAAAGGUGAGGGUCCAAGUGUCUAAGCUUGUGGUGCUAGGCAAUAUAGAUGAGUUUCUUCUACUUCCCUUUCUAGGUAUUAAGUAGAAUGUUACCAUAUUCCGCAAAAUUGAAAGCCCAGAGUGUCUCCUUAUGAACUUAUGUAACAAAUAUUUUUCUAUUAGUUUUGCUGGCUGUUGCUAUUUCUACAUUGGCAAGUUCUAUAGACCUUAAAUUACAACAAAUAUACUUGAUAAUUGUUCU